Micropterus salmoides (largemouth bass) is the source of this 4569-nucleotide messenger RNA. RefSeq names its product AFG3-like protein 2. Bases 120 to 2531 code for a protein of 803 amino acids. Lineage: Eukaryota; Metazoa; Chordata; Actinopteri; Centrarchiformes; Centrarchidae. Gene Ontology annotation, molecular function: ATP-dependent peptidase activity; metalloendopeptidase activity; ATP binding. The record is from RefSeq and is a predicted model, not a curated record. Gene Ontology annotation, biological process: mitochondrial protein processing; protein-containing complex assembly. The transcript has 17 exons. Gene Ontology annotation, cellular component: m-AAA complex; membrane.
UCACCGUAGAAGAAGAAGAGGCUCCAGUAAAGAUGGCGGCUCCGUGUGAUUACGGAACAGAAGCAUUGAACUUGACUCGUGUUUAGAGGCUGUUCGUGCGGCUGUCUGCCGGAGUGAGGAUGGCUCACCGCUACCUGCGGCUGGCAGCCGGCUGCAGGAGCUGGUUCCGGCGGCUGCCGCCCUCCGGCGCCCCGACCAGGCUGGUGAUGUGUUCAAGUACGGUGGGACAGGCGGACGGUGGGCGGAGCCUGCUGAGUGACCUGCUGGGAGUGUACAGGAGGCUGAGCGCCAAACCGCCUAAAGGGUUCGAGAAGUAUUUCCCAGAAAAUCAGAAAUCUCCAAAAACCCCUGAAGCUGAAACCAAAGAGGCCAAACCUGCCAAUGCUCAGAAGGCCUCUGGGAGGUCAGGAGGAGGAGCAGGAGGAGGAGCAGGAGGAGGAGCAGGAGGAGGAGGAGGAGGGGGAAAACGAGGAGGCCGUAGGGAGGAGUCCCACUGGUACAGCCGCCUGCAGAAGGGCGAUGUUCCCUGGGAUGAUAAAGAGUUUCGGAUGUACGUCCUGAGCGGAGCGGCGUUCUGGACCACCGUCACCUAUUAUUUCUUCUUCAGGGACGGAGGGCGAGAGGUCACCUGGAAGGACUUUGUCAACAACUACCUGUCCAAAGGAGUGGUGGACCGGUUAGAGGUGGUCAACAAGCGAUAUGUCAAAGUGGUUUUCUCUCCUGGGAAGACGCCGAUGGACGGGCAGUACGUGUGGUUCAACAUCGGCAGCGUGGACACGUUUGAGAGGAACCUGGAGACGGCUCAGAACGAGCUCGGCAUCGAGGGAGAGAACCGGCUGCCGGUGGUUUAUUCCACCGAGAGCGACGGCACGUUCCUACUGAGCAUGCUCCCCACGGUGCUCAUCAUUAGCUUCCUGCUGUUCAUGCUGCGGCGGGGCCCGGCGGGGGCGGGGCGUCCCGGCCGGGGGAUGGGCGGGCUGUUCAGUGUCAGCGAGACGACCGCGAAGAUCCUGAAGGACGAGAUCGAUGUGAAGUUCAAAGACGUGGCGGGCUGCGAGGAGGCCAAGCUGGAGAUCAUGGAGUUCGUCAACUUCCUCAAGAACCCCAAACAGUACCAGGACCUGGGGGCCAAGAUCCCAAAGGGGGCCAUCCUGACGGGGCCUCCGGGAACAGGAAAGACACUCUUGGCCAAAGCGACGGCCGGCGAGGCCAACGUGCCGUUCAUCACCGUCAACGGCUCCGAGUUCCUGGAGAUGUUCGUGGGAGUCGGCCCCGCCAGGGUGAGAGAUCUGUUCGUCAUGGCGAGGAAGAACGCGCCCUGCAUCCUCUUCAUCGACGAGAUCGACGCAGUGGGACGCAAACGAGGGCGAGGAAACUUUGGAGGGCAGAGCGAGCAGGAGAACACGUUGAACCAGCUGCUGGUGGAGAUGGACGGGUUCAACACGGCGACCAACGUUGUGGUUCUAGCAGGAACCAACAGACCGGACAUUCUGGACCCGGCGCUGAUGAGACCCGGACGUUUCGACAGACAGAUUUACAUCGGUCCUCCUGAUAUUAAAGGUCGGGCGUCCAUCUUUAAAGUUCACCUGCGUCCUCUGAAGCUGGAGGUCGACUUGGACAAUGAAGCUCUGGCCAGGAAGAUGGCCGCCCUCACACCUGGGUUCUCAGGCGCAGACAUCGCUAACGUCUGUAACGAGGCGGCUCUGAUCGCCGCUCGCCACCUUUCAGACGCCAUCAGCCAGAAACACUUUGAACAGGCCAUAGAGAGAGUCAUCGGAGGUCUGGAGAAGAAGACUCAGGUCCUGCAGCCGGAGGAGAAGAAGACGGUGGCGUAUCACGAGGCGGGGCACGCCAUCGCUGGAUGGUUCUUGGAGCACGCCGACCCGCUGAUAAAGGUGUCCAUCAUCCCCAGAGGGAAGGGUCUGGGUUACGCUCAGUACCUGCCCAAAGAGCAGUACCUGUACACCAAGGAGCAGCUGCUGGACCGCAUGUGUAUGACCCUGGGAGGCCGAGUCUCCGAGGAGAUCUUCUUCGGACGAAUUACCACCGGAGCUCAGGACGACCUCCGAAAGGUCACCCAGAGCGCCUACGCACAGAUCGUUCAGUUCGGGAUGAAUGAGAAGGUGGGUCAGGUGUCCUUCGACCUCCCACGGCAGGGUGAGAUGGUUCUGGAGAAACCCUACAGCGAAGCUACGGCUCGUCUCAUCGACUCCGAGGUUCGAAACCUCAUCGGCGAGGCGUACCAGAGAACCCACGAACUGCUGAGCAGCAAGAAGGCCGAGGUGGAGAAGGUGGCGCUGCGGCUGCUGGAGAAGGAGGUUCUGGAUAAGAGCGACAUGGUUGAGCUGCUGGGAAAACGCCCGUUUGCAGAGAAGGCGACGUACGAGGAGUUUGUCGAGGGAACCGGAGGCAUGGAUGAGGACACAACGCUGCCAGAGGGUCUGAAGGACUGGAACCAGGAGAGGAAGGACAAGGAGGAGAGCCCGGAUGAGCAGGUGGCCCGCCAGAUCUCAGGCGGAAUGCCCUUCUAGAACCUUGUGAUGGACGGCUGAACACCCAAAUACUGACCCAUCAAUUUCACGUGUCAUAAAUAUCGGAAUUCUGCAAUCCUAAUCACUCACGAGGUCGAGAACCUUCUCACUGACUUCAAGAGUAAACAUCAAGAGCUCUGCACUUGCUCCUAGAACCUUUUAUCUGCACUUAACACCAAAUCUUCACCCAGUAAAGUUCUUAAACAUUCUGUUGGAUGUCUGGUUCUACCACUGUCCUAAACCCCGCCAAGCUCUCCCACACUUGUCUCCAUCUUCGAGGUCUGAAACCCUCUAUGAGACUCUAGAACCUUUUCUCUGGAGUCCUGCACUCACCAAACCUUCUCCUCAUAGUUCUGCAACUUUUACUUAAGGUCUGACCUUGUGGAACCAUCUCAUUUAGAUGGAGGGAACUUCAUACAGAACAGAUUGUUCUAGAGUUGUGAAGGAAGUACCCUCCUAUGUGUGGAGGUUGAGAGCACUCCCUCCAGUAUGGGGUUCUAGAACACAACAUACAUGUACUUCUAAGCUGUUCUUCAUGAGGAAGGACUCAGCUUAUGCUACAUUAAAUCUCCAGACUGGAGAAUUACCGCUGCAUCCAGAACUAAUUCACCAAGUUCCAAAACAUUUCAGCGCUGAGAACUCUGUAUAGAACUUCAACAACAGCUCUAGAACCACAGCUUUCUCAGAAAAUAUAACUAGUCUUGGCUAAUAUUAGUUUUUCUCUACAAAAAAAUUCUUCUCUGCAUAGAAACCUUAACAACGGUUCUAGAACUGGUGUCUUUGUUGUUUGUGCUGUUCUGGGGUUCCCUACCUUGAGGUCUAAAAUGUGAAGUUCUAAACCUUUGCUCCAAAGUGUUCCCUACAAUCGACAAGUCUUUUCAUCACAAACUAGAACCAGUUCUGACUUAAAGAACCUGGCACUGAAUUCUGGAACAUUUCUCUCUAAAGAACUGAUGUCUGCAGAGAACUCGAGAGGCAUUCUCUGCCCUAGAAAACUUGCUCCACUGCAGGGUUCUGACACCAUCUACCUGCUUUAGAACCUGUAGAACCUUCCAGCUGACUUCUAAAAGAAAAUGUUUUCCUGGUAACUGCAUAGAACUCAACCAACCAUUCUAGAAGUGUUCUCUAUGUUGGGAUUGGAUUACCAAAGCAGGGUUCUAGGUCAUUCACAUCAGACACUUCUAGAAAGUUCUUUACCUGUUGUUCUACAAUCAACUUCUGUUACAGUAAAUCUUUUCAUCAUAAAGCAGAACCAGUUCUGACUUAAAGAAUCCUAGUUAAUUGAAUGUCCUCUACAAAGGAAAUGUCCUAUGCAUAGAACCAUAGAACUGUUCUCUGCUCUAGAAGCCUUACUCUGUUGCAGUGUUCUAAAGCAAACGUACUUGCAAAACCUUUACUUCAAGCCCGACCUGUAGAAUCGUUUGAGCCUUUCUGUAUCCAUAGAACUCCUGUUUAAGGUUCUAUCUUCGGACUCGGCAGCCGCUGGUUCCUCGCCUCCCGCCGAACUGUGUUCUUUGGUUCCAGCAGAUGAUGGACAGAACGGUACUGGAGCAGUUCUUACAGUUGAUCCUUCAGUAGAACAAAGAGAAUCAGCAACUCUGACUCGCACCAAAGGAGUUCUGCUGCAGUGAAAGAAUAAAACGUAGUCUGCAUUUUAAUCACGUAUUUAUCGACCGUUAUUGAUCCAGAAAAUAUUGAUGUUUUGUUUCAUCAUGAAAUGAAUGUUCUGGAAGACUUGUGGUUCUAUCAGAGAUCUUCAUCAUCUUCAUGGUAACCGUGCUCAAAGCUAACAGUAACACAGAGCUGCUGGAGAGCAACGCUAAUAUCAAAGCUAAUGUUAGCACGUGGAGGAUUAAAGCAGAACUUCUCAGAGAGCUGUUGAGAGCCGGCGUGCUGUGUGACGUGUGCAGCUCGUGCUAACAUGCAGCAGUCUGCUGUAGACGUGUAAUAUGAUGUGUAAUAAUGUGUAAAUGUGUUUCAUGAUUCAGAUGUUUUAAUAAAGUCAGAAGACACAAUAAAAAAAUCAGUAAGCUGUCAA